Molecule: messenger RNA, 5010 nt
Organism: Rhopilema esculentum
Lineage: Eukaryota; Metazoa; Cnidaria; Scyphozoa; Rhizostomeae; Rhizostomatidae
Product: putative ATP-dependent RNA helicase ddx6
Molecular function (GO): ATP binding; nucleic acid binding; RNA helicase activity
Source: RefSeq, a predicted model, not a curated record
CAGUUUACAACAACAGUUGUUCGUUGGAAGGUAGGCGAAUUGUUGGCUGUGUUAGCCGAAGGAGACGUUUUAGUCAGACGAAGAAAUCUUGAGAUAUCUCAUCAAUCCUUGCAUGAUAAGUUAGGAAUUUACUAUAGAAGUUUGAAAUAUAUAUUUAGCUGCAGAUAUAAGCUUUUUCGCAGUCAUUCUAUUGACUCCUUUGCGAGAAAUCAAGGGGGCAAACGAAGACUAGCCAACGGAAGAAAAUGGCGACUACUGCUACCGCUCAGGCUCCAGGCCCGCAAAUGAAACAAAGCUCUGCAAAGACAAAUAUGACUGGAAAGGAAACAAAUGAUUGGAAAAGUAAACUCAGUUUACCAGAAAAAGAUAGAAGAAUCAAAACAGAGGAUGUGACAGGCACAAAAGGACAUGCUUUUUGUGAUUACUGUUUGAAAAGAGAGCUACUGAUGGGAAUAUUUGAAAAAGGAUAUGAAACACCAUCACCAAUUCAAGAAGAAAGUAUUCCAGUAGCCCUUGCUGGCAGGGACAUCAUGGCAAGGGCCAAAAAUGGAACAGGAAAAACUGCAGCAUAUCUUGUGCCACUAUUGGAAAGAAUUGAUAUUUCAAAAGACUAUAUUCAAGCUCUUGUAUUAGUUCCUACACGAGAACUGGCUCUACAAACUUCACACACCUGCAAGGAAUUGAGCAAACACAUGAAUGUUAAAGUUAUGGUGACUUUGGGAGGUGUUGGUCUGAAGGAUGAUAUUAUGAGACUUUACCAAACAGUUCAUAUUGUUAUUGCAACACCAGGACGAAUCCUUGACUUGAUGAAUAAAAAAGUUGCAAAAAUGGACAGAUGUUCCAUGCUUGUUAUGGAUGAAGCUGACAAGCUUCUCUCAAUCGACUUCAAGAAUGUUUUGGAUAGUCUGAUUGGUCACUUGCCUAGAGACAGACAAAUCUUACUAUAUUCUGCUACAUUUCCACUGUCUGUCAAAGCUUUCAAGGAAAGAUACCUUACAAAGCCUUAUGAAAUAAACCUUAUGGAAGAGCUGACAUUGAAAGGCAUAACUCAGUAUUAUGCCUUUGUCGAGGAAAGACAAAAAGUUCAUUGCCUGAAUACACUGUUCUCAAAGUUGCAGAUAAACCAGUCCAUCAUAUUCAGUAACACAGUUCAACGUGUUGAGCUGCUUGCACGAAAGAUCGCAGAUCUUGGCUAUUCGUGUUUCUUCAUACAUUCAAGGAUGCAGCAAGAGCAUCGAAACAGUGUUUUCCACAACUUCAGGGAUGGUCAGUUUAGAAACCUUGUAUGCACUGACCUGUUUACCCGUGGUAUUGACGUGCAAGCAGUGAAUGUGGUAAUCAAUUUCGAUUUCCCGAAAACUUCAGAGACCUACUUGCAUCGCAUUGGCCGCUCAGGGAGAUUUGGCCACUUGGGUAUUGCUAUUAACCUCAUUACAUAUGAAGAUCGUUUGAACCUGUUCAAAAUCGAACAAGAGCUUGGCACAGAAAUCAAGCCCAUCCCACCAACCAUUGAAAAGAAGUUGUAUGUUGCAUCAUUCCAAAUGGAGGGCGAAGAAGAGAAGUAAGAACCAAGCUACAGUAAAUAUAAAGUUUUAAAGCGUAAGUGUUGAUGUGUCGUUGUUGGCAUUUUCGUCCGCCAUUUAUUUGUAUUUGAUAAAGGUGCUUCCCAAAGAAGUGACAAAUAGCCCUCCGCUAGCCAAAUAAUUUCGCUGAAAAAAUUUUUCUAUCCAGCCGUGCAAUAAUUGGUUUAGUUAAUUGUUUUCGGGCUUUCUUUGUCACUUUUAUGUGAAGUCUCCUUGCAUGUUUCAACUUGCUGUUCAUGUGAUCAGAAGCUUCCCCCAGUGCCCAUGUCUUGGAACUGGCGCUUUUUUGAUUUGAGACAUAGUUAUGUCAUUGGUUUUGCAUUGAAAACAGUUUCGUUAUCUUUCCUUGCAAGAAUCAUUGGAAUAUUCUCGAGCUGUUGUUGUUGUUGUUUGGGCUAUCCUGCAAAUGGUUUGCGGGAGCUCUGAUCACGUGAGCUAUAAACAUUCAUAAUAAACGAUCCAAAGUCAGCAGGGCACUUUUGUGAAGGCGUUAUUAGAAAGACGUUUCCAUACUGAAAGUGUUCAAUUUUUGUGUUUAGACCGACUUUGAGGUGCAGGCUUUUUUAACUUUAAGUUUUCGCUACAAUAUUACGGGAAACUGUCUCUCUAUAAACGUCUUUGCAUUCUUGUUCGCCUGCGGAUGAGUCAGUCGUUUAUAUUAUCUAGAAUCAUUGUAAAUAUAUAUUGAACAUAAUUAUAGUUUACGACGCAGUUCAUCUCAAAAUUGCUGUUGAAAUUGUACCAUAGAGCUAUAGGCCUUCAAAGAAGGCCUCCGUUACUCAAGAUUACAAACGUACAUGGAACCGAGCCUUCAAGUUUUCUUCUUUCGGUCAAUUAUUAUUAAAGAAAACUAGUUUUUGUUUGGCCAGCUCAAGACAAUUAAAAUGUAUCAAUAACGUUUCCGUAAAUGUUGAGUUUUGAACCGUAGGAAAACAUUCCUAGUGCUCUUUCGAAAAUUUUUAGCAACCGUGAAUUCGAGGAACAGUCUCAAAAUGCGUGAAGGCUCGAGUUCAAUUCCUUUGAUUUGUUUAUUAGCCCAUUCUUCCUUUAGUCUUAUUUUUGUAUGUCAGCGAAGGUAGCCGUGUUAACAGCAUGGUAAUCUGAGCUUAGCUCAGUAUAGGGGGAAUUAUCGUUUACAGGAAAGACUGUUUCUUACUAGUGAGUGUAUUAUGCGUGAUAAACGCAUGCAUAGAGUGGGUUGUAAGCGGUAUCUUUAAAGGUAUAAUGGGCGAGUUUAAUUUAGAUUUUAGCUUGCGUGUAAAACAUUGCUCUGCUUGCAAAUGGGCCUAUCGGCUUGUUGAAUAGGAGGUAUAGUGUUGAAUAGGAGGUAUAUGUUGUGGGUAACAAUAUAUGGCAUUGAGAAUAAGUGUGUUGCCAAAGAGGGGAGAACUUCCAUUGGCCGGCCAAGCCUGAUUAUCAAGUGAGCAGUGUUUUACGGUGAUUAUUUUGCGUUUUCUACCUAUUGAUAUGUUAAGCAGCGACCCUUGCCGGCAGUCCUGCAAACCUGAAAAUUAUGGGUAGUUGAGAAACACACUUUUCUGAAGGUGUGUUUGCCGGCAUCUUGCGUUUUAUGUAGGGCUUCAAAUUGAUACAUAAGCCCUCAUGCAAACUAGCAAAAUUGGAUUUUAUUCAAUAUUUGUUAGCAGAUAUGAAGAUUUUUGGCCAGCCUCAUCCAACCCGUAUUUUGAAUGUAGUUGCAAAACUCCAUCUCUGCGGUGGCUAGUUUAUUUUUUUAUAAACUAGUCUAAAAUAGAGGCACAAUCUACUUCGUGUGGAUUCUCGCUGUAGGCCAAUCCGGUCCGUAUUUUGCUUCUGGCUAUUACUUAGCAGUUACAUUGCUGCAUUAUGUUGCCAGACUUGAAUUUACAAGAUCACAGCUCAAUUCCUAUGACCCAGAGGUAAAGGGGUAAAAUGAGCUGUCUGAAUUUUGAAAACUAUUCUUUGCUGAAACAGUCGUUCUGCCAAGUGGUUUUUGCACAAUUUUGCAGACGUAAUGCAGUUUUGUCAAAACAUCUUUGCGCUAUACUCUUUGCAAACAAAAUUGUACCUUUGAACAGUUUGUACAGGAGUCAAUCAAGGUUCCUUGAACUGAUUUUUUUGCGCGCGGCUUAUGCGUUUGCGUACAAUUGACAAUGCGCGAGCAAAUCUCUCUGCGCACAGUAAAACGAAUUGGCUCCCCGAAAGCCGCAUCCGUGCGUGGAUUCGCGCGUUUUUGCCUUAAAAAAAGGCCCUAUAUAUGUCAUAAAUUGACAGAUGACCAUUAAGAUCGCAGUCGUCACUCGCUAAGCAUCACCUUUUUGGUAAGAUGCCCAAACUCGGAUUUGUCGAAUAAGAGCUGUCAGAGAACACUUCAGAUGUAUUUCUCGCUUUCAGUUUUGGCCUGUUACCCUGAAGUAAUACAAUGAUUCAGCUUUCCCGUGCCCUUAUUUCGAUGCAGUUCGAACCGUUUGCCAAAUCUCAAGCGAAAAUCCUCUGGUUUGUUCUUUGACACUCAUUGCCCUCAGGAAUGUAGAUGUGAACGUGAACUGACCGCUAGAGUCAAAGUUGGCUUUGACUUUGCUCUCGCUGACAACGGUAGUUCAUUUCAUGGUUCAUUGUUCUGAGUGGUUACACUGCCCCUGUUCUUGCAGAUGUCGAACCGUAUUCUAAUGCCUUUGUGUUUCGUUCCUGGUAAGUUGACAAAGGACGUAGAACUCUGAAUAUAUUUACUUCAUGUCAUCAAAAUUCAAGCAAUGUAAUCAAAAAUCCUUCCUUCUGUCUUUCAACAGAUGUUUCUUUCUGUCACCCGUUUUACCAGUCACUCGACCUUAGCCCUGAAAAUUCAUCUUCAACCUGUCGGCUGUUGUCGAAAACUUAAAAACCUAAUAAUGUGUUCCAAAGGCAGAACCAUCUUUUCAACCGCUUGACUUGAUGCUAUGAAGUAUUUCAGGUUUAAGUAUUUCAAGUAGGGUUUUUCAACUGAUCUCACCGUGUAUCCAAUCAGCUAAAACCCACAAAGCUUGUAGAAAAGUUUAACACAACGCCCCCCCCCCCCCCCCUUAUGAAAGUUUUCUUUUUGCGUCCUUAAUGAAAUAUAUCUCUCGCGCCAUCCCCUUCCAAUUUUGCACAUUUUGGUAUCCUCUCUUCAGAAUUUCUUAGGAUUCGGAGAUUUCUGCCACUCAAUUUAUCCUGUUUUACAACCUUGUUGAGACAGGCAUCUAAUGUUAAACAAAGAACGUGAUGUAGCUCAAAUAGUUUGUGAAAAUAUGGCGAUUAAAGUUUAUCCAUCAAAAGGUUUAACUUUAAUCUCAAGAAGAUUAGAGCGUAAGUCCCUAUUUAAAUUUUCCGCUUGCUUUGUGGGUGUAGCAUCGUCUUUGACUAUGAUAAAAUUUUCGAAACGUAAACACGAUCAUGAAAUCGAGAAAAUCACUCCAACCUGAAUAUACCA